GACAGCAAAAACAAGAGAGCGACUAUUCCCACAUUCCAAAGACUCCAGGAGAUGUUCUUUUCCCACCAUGGCAUCCUAGCGAAAAAGAUCACGUCCAAUAAGAGAACAGACAGGAGUAUUCCUUUGACCAAAGCCAGUGAGGAGUCAGAGUCCCAGAUAACAGCUCACCUCAGAUAUCAAUUUCUGCAGCGCCAUGUAAAGUUGUAUGGACAAAGCACACCGUCAGAGGAGAAAGGGGUGAAUGUGCUGCAUCUGCAGAAAACGCAGGGGUAUUUAUUCAAGGACAAAGCAGCUUUCAAAGCCUUACCAGAUGGAGGACUCGAUGACACUGAGGAUGCUGCUCCUCAAAACCUGCUGCAGAGUUUGGUGGCACUGGAAGAGGAAGAAGAGGACCGUGUUUGUGUAAACCAGGAUGUCACCUCAUGGACUGAAAGUGUUCCCGAAAUUCUCAAAUGUCUAUUGGCUGGAUCUUCUAAUGGUGUUGUCAAGACAACAGGAGGAGACCCUCAUUCAUUAGGUCUCACAGUUAUAACAGAUGACCUGGAACGUGCCAAGAAGAGGAGAUUCAUGAUCUACAUAUGUGGUGGAUAUAAAGACACGGUGGUAGAGAGGAGUGCGUUGAUGGAAACUGUGUUCCCUCGCCUGUACCUCUACUGCAAACAGAGAGGCUAUGACUUCAGGAUGGUGGACCUGCGCUGGGGCGUGGGAGACCCUGUGUCAGAUAGACACGACACGGCAGCGCUGCAUGUGGAGGCCCUCACACAGUGUCAGGAAACACCGGGGCCAAACUUCAUAUUAUUCCUUGGUCAGAAGUACGAGGUCCAGACCCUGCCCAGCACUAUCUCCAGAGAGGUGUUUGAGGCCAUCGUGAACGUGGUGGAGAGAGACAGACAGAAGAUGUCCAAGAGAAAACACCCCAAGAUGGACGACCUCAUCAGUGAUUCCAAGUCUAAUAUUGCCACAGGAAGUGACACGGGCAGCUUUGUUCCAGAACACAACAACGAUCAUGAUUCAGGAGAUCCAGCUCAGAAUUCUGUGUUAAUGAGCGAUGAGAUUUCCGUAUCCCGUAAUUCCCUGUCUGAUGCAGAUGAGACGCGGAUAAGUCCUUCGGCGACGAGGUGUUGGGCAGACUUCGACCGGGAUCUGAUCCUACUCCAGACGUGGUACAGACUAGAUGAGAACUGUGAUCCUCCUGUGUACCGCCUACUCCCUGUGAGGUAA
Salmo salar (Atlantic salmon) is the source of this 1221-nucleotide messenger RNA. The record is from RefSeq and is a predicted model, not a curated record. Lineage: Eukaryota; Metazoa; Chordata; Actinopteri; Salmoniformes; Salmonidae.